GGACCAUCGAGCCGAGGGACAGUCGGCUCUUCUUCAGCUAUGCCUACAGGGUACUACGAUGCACGACUCCGCCGACGAUCCGGAACGAAGACCAGCUCUCCAGAGCCGCAAGCUGUGCAACGCGCACCGAUAAGUCUCCCAAACGCCUGUGAGGAGAAGCGAUUUGGCGACACCUCAGCAGACGAAGCCGAUGACGAUAUCUCAUCCCUCGGCUCUCCACGCGGAAAACUGGGGACAGCAGACGACGCAAAAUCCGGAGGCUCGCGAUGGCCUCCAUUAUCCGUGACGUCGCGCAUGAGACGUCUCAGCGGCCAGAGCACAUUCACCGAUGCAAUAUUCUCUGCGCCGGCCACGGCCAGUUCGCAAGGGACCAGUUUCAGCCUCGAGGAUUCUCUCGCACGACAUCCAUCGACACCGCCUUCCCUGUCGCAGCACGAAAAGAAGCCUUCCCAACGAGUAAAGGCUCGGGACACGGGGCCGACCCCUGUACCAAAACAACAGCAGCCUCAGCAGCUGGUCCCUUCGUACGACGAACUUUACGGCUGAUUGAUUAUGACUGGUAACGAGAAGCAGGAUUGAGACAGUAUUUCUUUUCUUUGUUUGCUGGGUUUUGCCUUUCAGACCGACCCAGACCUAUAUCUGUAUCACGGAUGAUGUGAGAUAUGACUGAACAACCUUGCCCUGGGAAAUGGGCACCUUAGACAAAGCCAAGCCAGAUUCAUCACACAAGAUCGGUCCCUGUCCGAUGAACCCGCUUGAUUAAUACUUCGCCAAGUAAACUAGACCCCUCCAUAGAAAACGAAGAGGCGAGAGCGUUCCG
This is a messenger RNA of Aspergillus calidoustus, 820 nucleotides long. The record is from the annotation of a GenBank genome assembly. NCBI's taxonomy places the organism in Eukaryota, Fungi, Ascomycota, Eurotiomycetes, Eurotiales, Aspergillaceae.